CACUACACUAUACUAUACCAUGGCCAAACGGAAGAGAGACACGCCUGCCGACGGCCCUGCCGCAAAGGCAAAGAAGCAAUCUCCUACCACCGCCUCUACCUCCACCCUCCAAAUCAUCACCGGCUCCUACGAACGCGUCCUCCACGGCAUCACCGCCUCCCUCGACCCCGGCGCCAUUGCCGCCCCCGCCGAGGACGGCAGCGCCGUCAAAUGGGCCGACACCUUCCUCUUCAACGCCCACGCCUCCGCCAUCCGCUGUCUCGCCCUCUCCCCGCCCUCCGACUCGACCGACCCGCACUCGCAAAAGGUCAUUCUGGCCAGCGGUAGCACCGACGAGCGCAUCAACCUCUACCACCUGUCGACCGCGCCCCCGCCCAUCAAUGCCGGUCCCUCGAUCCCCACGCUUACCGGCACCACCAUCACCCAGAACCCCCGCAACAAGGAGCUCGGCGCGCUGAUGCACCACUCGUCCAAUGUCUCCGCCCUGCACUUCCCCAGCCGCGCGAAACUCUUCUCCGGCGCCGACGACAACACCGUUGCCAUUUCGCGUACGCGCGACUGGACGGUCCUGUCUACCAUCAAGGCUCCGAUUCCCAAGGCCAUGGGUAGGCCGAGCGGAGACACUGCUGCGCCGGGCGAGGUCCCUGCUGGUAUCAACGACUUUGCGGUACACCCUAGCCAGAAGCUCAUGAUUAGCGUGAGCAAGGGCGAAAAGUGCAUGCGGUUAUGGAACGUCAUGACGGGAAAGAAGGCCAGCGUGCUCAACUUUGAGCGGGACCUGCUGGCCGCGGUAGGAGAGGGCAAGUUCUCUAGCGGAGAGGGCCGCAGGCUGGAAUGGAACCCUGAGGGUGACGAGUGGGUCGUCACGUUUGAGCGGGGCUUCGUCGUGUACGGCAUGGACUCCAAGCCGAAAGCCCAAACCCUGCCCCGGCCCCUCACGAAAAUCCACCAAGUCCACUACGUGCCCUCCCUUGGCGAAGGCAACGACGUCCUCGCCGUCUCCACCGAAGACGGCCGCAUCCUCUUCUACUCCACCCAAGAAACCGUCCCCGCCGCCAAAGGCGACAUCCCGAACUGCAAACUGCUGGCGCAGCUCGGCGGCGCUGCCGGCGGCGUCCUCGGCCGCAUCAAGGACUUCGAGAUUCUGCCCAUCCCCAGCGAGAGUGACAGCGAGCUCGCCACCGCCUUCUGGAUCAUUACUGGCAGCAGUGACGGCUCCGUGCGUCUGUGGAAGCUGUCCACGGCAGAGCUCUCCGCCGACGAUGACGCAAAGCCCGCUUCCAAGAAAAAGCAGAAGGAGAAGGAGGACGGCAAUGCUGCUGCCGUCCCCGCCACCGCACAGGCAGCGAAGCAGGUCGGCGCCCUGAUCGGCUGGUACCAAACAAACAACCGUAUCACAUGUCUCAAAGCGUUCAUCAUGACCGGCACGCCGGAGGAUAUGAGCAUGGCGGAGGCGGAAGAGGAGGACAGUGCGGGUAGCAGCAGCGAUGACGAUGAUAGCGAUAGCGAGUAAAAUAUUUUGGAUAUCCGAUGCUGGUUGGCGUCUAAUCAGCCAGUCAAUGUCUUGUUACGAGCAUUAUAGCGCCUUUUACUUGGAUGUGAAUAUGACUUGGGCGCAAUUUUCAUCUUAUUCUCCAAUACCAACUUGUCAGAGUAGUAUUUUGUUUUAUUGCUGCGCCAGCCCAAUGCACAGAAAAGGCUCAUUGACGAAGUCCGCCGAAUAAAGCGAAAAAAGCAUUUUAAACCUACUGGAAUCCAAAAUGUACCGGCGUCAUUUUCCUCUACCCUUUUUUUU
Messenger RNA from Aplosporella prunicola CBS 121167, 1795 nucleotides. RefSeq lists its product as uncharacterized. The coding region runs from base 20 to 1513 and encodes 497 amino acids. The transcript has 2 exons. The record is from RefSeq and is a predicted model, not a curated record. Gene Ontology annotation, molecular function: protein binding. Lineage: Eukaryota; Fungi; Ascomycota; Dothideomycetes; Botryosphaeriales; Aplosporellaceae.